CGCGCUCGCUCGCGGGAAAGGAUGGCGGGGCCCGCGCCAGGCGCCAUCAUGGACGAGGACUACUUCGGGAGCGCGGCCGAGUGGGGCGACGAGGCGGACGGCGGCCAGCAGGAGGAUGAUUAUGGAGAGGGGGAGGAUGACGCAGAGGUCCAGCAAGAAUGCCUACAUAAGUUUUCUACCCGGGAUUACAUAAUGGAGCCCUCCAUCUUCAACACUCUGAAGAGAUAUUUUCAGGCAGGAGGGUCUCCGGAGAAUGUUAUCCAGCUCUUAUCAGAGAACUACACUGCUGUGGCACAGACUGUCAACCUGCUGGCUGAGUGGCUCAUUCAGACAGGUGUUGAACCAGUGCAGGUUCAGGAAACUGUGGAAAAUCACUUGAAGAGUUUAUUGAUCAAACAUUUUGACCCACGCAAAGCAGAUUCUAUUUUUACUGAAGAAGGAGAGACCCCAGCUUGGCUUGAACAAAUGAUUGCACAUACCACAUGGAGAGAUCUUUUUUACAAACUGGCUGAAGCCCAUCCAGACUGUUUGAUGCUUAACUUCACUGUUAAGCUUAUUUCUGAUGCAGGGUACCAGGGGGAGAUAACCAGCGUGUCCACAGCCUGCCAGCAGUUGGAAGUGUUUUCUAGAGUACUUCGUACCUCUCUAGCUACAAUUUUGGAUGGAGGAGAAGAAAACCUUGAAAAAAAUCUCCCUGAGUUUGCCAAAAUGGUGUGCCACGGGGAACACACGUACCUGUUUGCCCAGGCCAUGAUGUCCGUGCUGGCCCAGGAAGAGCAAGGAGGCUCCGCCGUGCGCAGGAUCGCUCAGGAAGUUCAGCGCUUCGCCCAGGAGAAAGGCCAUGAUGCCAGUCAGAUCACACUAGCGUUAGGCACAGCUGCCUCCUAUCCGAGGGCUUGUCAGGCCCUUGGGGCUAUGUUGUCCAAAGGAGCCCUGAAUCCGGCCGACAUCACAGUCUUGUUCAAGAUGUUUACAAGCAUGGACCCGCCUCCUGUUGAACUUAUCCGGGUGCCGGCCUUCCUGGACCUGUUUAUGCAGUCACUCUUUAAACCAGGGGCCAGGAUCAACCAAGACCACAAGCACAAGUACAUCCACAUCUUGGCUUAUGCAGCAAGCGUGGUGGAGACCUGGAAGAAGAACAAGCGAGUGAGCAUCAAUAAAGAUGAGCUGAAGUCAACAUCGAAAGCUGUUGAAACUGUUCAUAAUUUGUGUUGCAAUGAGAACAAAGGGGCCUCUGAACUAGUGGCAGAGUUGAGUACACUUUAUCAGUGUAUUAGGUUUCCAGUGGUAGCAAUGGGUGUGCUGAAAUGGGUGGACUGGACUGUAUCAGAACCCAGGUACUUCCAGCUGCAGACGGACCAUACGCCUGUACACCUGGCGUUGCUGGAUGAGAUCAGCACCUGCCACCAGCUCCUGCACCCCCAGGUCCUGCAGCUGCUUGUCAAGCUUUUUGAGACUGAGCACUCCCAGCUGGAUGUGAUGGAGCAGCUGGAGUUGAAGAAGACCCUGUUGGACAGGAUGGUGCACCUGCUGAGUCGAGGUUAUGUACUUCCUGUUGUCAGUUACAUCCGCAGGUGCCUGGAGAAGCUGGACACGGACAUUUCCCUCAUUCGCUAUUUCGUGACUGAGGUGCUGGAUGUUAUUGCUCCUCCGUACACCUCUGACUUUGUGCAGCUUUUCCUCCCCAUCCUGGAAAACGAUAGCAUCGCAGGCACCAUUAAAACAGAAGGCGAACAUGACCCUGUGACGGAAUUUAUAGCUCACUGCAAGUCUAACUUCAUCCUGGUGAACUAAUUUAGAGCAUCUUCCAGAGCUGAAGUGGAACAUUCCAGACCAGUUGUUGGAAAAGUCCUUUCCAGAAACUUGUUUGAAGAGGCUCAGUUAGCAGCUUGGAAAUGGGCUCUGCUGGGAGGAGGUGGAUAACUUUUUAAAAAAGAAGAUGUUAGCAGUAUACGUGAAUUCUAUUCACUUCUAUUCUGAAUGGUCCCCUCUCCUUCUUGUAAAGCCAGGGCCACCCCUAAAUCCUGUUUACAGUAUUCUUUCCCCCAAUAUAGAAACUAGGUUCACGUUACCUCUCAGGAUGGAGCCAGGUGUCAGCCCCAAGGGUGGUGGGAAUUCGGAAACAGACACUUAAAUGAACUGCUUUCAAAGUUGACUUAAGUCUUUUACAAGAACCCAAUUAGCUAGUUGAUAUUUUAUUGUAAUUGUUUUAAUUUUCCAAGAACAAAUAAAAAAAGGCUUUCUGGGUUGGAAGGUAUA
Messenger RNA from Diceros bicornis minor, 2259 nucleotides. RefSeq names its product negative elongation factor complex member C/D (gene NELFCD). Gene Ontology annotation, cellular component: nucleus; NELF complex. NCBI's taxonomy places the organism in Eukaryota, Metazoa, Chordata, Mammalia, Perissodactyla, Rhinocerotidae. The record is from RefSeq and is a predicted model, not a curated record. The coding region runs from base 22 to 1794 and encodes 590 amino acids. Gene Ontology annotation, biological process: negative regulation of transcription elongation by RNA polymerase II. Gene Ontology annotation, molecular function: RNA binding. The transcript is spliced from 15 exons.